AUGAGGGGAGCAAAUGUCAGGUUUCCGCUCUUCACACUUUUUUUAUUUUAAAUUUCCGUCUGCAACAAUUUGCAACGUCGUGUUCGAACUGUGAAGCCUCCAAUGGCAAAGGAUCCUGUGCAAUUACUGGAUGACGAAGAUAACUUCGCUCCCAGAUUUGAGCAGGUACUAGAAGAGAUUUUCAAACGCUUCGACAAGAGCAACAAAGGCUCAUGGACUAGAGAUGAAAUCAACGAGUUUGCUACUCAAACCAACGGCAAGCCUUUUGACAAAGAUACAUUGGAGGAAAUCGAAACUUUUUUUGAAGUAACAGAAGAGGGUAAUCUUACUACUAAUGGGUUCAUGCAAAUGUAUCACUUGCAAACACAAAACGAUCCUGAGGAGACGUGGAAGGAUUUGAAAACAUAUGGAUACGAUGACAACUUGGACCUUGUAUCUAGUAGAACUGAAGAUGAAAACCCCAUUUCACCAGCACCAGAGAAAUAAAUACUACACUGAAUGGAUAUUUAAAAUUGCAA
This is a messenger RNA of Umbelopsis ramanniana AG, 518 nucleotides long. RefSeq lists its product as uncharacterized. Gene Ontology annotation, molecular function: calcium ion binding. The transcript has 6 exons. Bases 103 to 486 code for a protein of 127 amino acids. The record is from RefSeq and is a predicted model, not a curated record. NCBI's taxonomy places the organism in Eukaryota, Fungi, Mucoromycota, Umbelopsidomycetes, Umbelopsidales, Umbelopsidaceae.